This is a messenger RNA of Trichosurus vulpecula (common brushtail), 766 nucleotides long. RefSeq lists its product as uncharacterized. The record is from RefSeq and is a predicted model, not a curated record. NCBI's taxonomy places the organism in Eukaryota, Metazoa, Chordata, Mammalia, Diprotodontia, Phalangeridae. Gene Ontology annotation, biological process: nucleosome assembly. The transcript is spliced from 2 exons. The coding region runs from base 14 to 709 and encodes 231 amino acids. Gene Ontology annotation, molecular function: protein heterodimerization activity; DNA binding; structural constituent of chromatin. Gene Ontology annotation, cellular component: nucleosome.
GUAAUCUGUGAUCAUGUCUGGUCGUGGCAAGGGAGGCAAGGGGCUGGGCAAAGGGGGUGCCAAGCGGCACAGGAAGGUGCUCCGUGAUAACAUCCAAGGCAUCACCAAGCCUGCCAUCCGCCGCCUUGCUCGGCGCGGCGGGGUCAAGCGUAUCUCGGGGCUCAUCUACGAGGAGACCCGCGGCGUGCUGAAGGUGUUCCUGGAGAACGUGAUCCGGGACGCCGUCACCUACACCGAGCACGCCAAGAGAAAGACGGUCACUGCCAUGGACGUGGUCUACGCCCUCAAGCGCCAGGGCCGAACCCUCUACGGUUUCGGUGGCUGUCGGCUCAGUGGAUAUAUAAGGGAGCGCAGCCCUCUGAGAGCAAUAGCGUUUGCUAGUGUUAAGACAGUUACCAUGUCUGGUCGUGGCAAGGGAGGCAAGGGGCUGGGCAAAGGGGGUGCCAAGCGGCACAGAAAAGUGCUCCGCGAUAACAUCCAAGGCAUCACUAAGCCUGCCAUCCGCCGCCUGGCUCGGCGCGGCGGCGUCAAGCGUAUCUCGGGGCUCAUCUACGAGGAGACCCGCGGCGUGCUGAAGGUGUUCCUGGAGAACGUGAUCCGGGACGCCGUCACCUACACCGAGCACGCCAAGAGAAAGACGGUCACUGCCAUGGACGUGGUCUACGCCCUCAAGCGCCAGGGCCGAACCCUCUACGGCUUCGGCGGUUAAGUCAGCAGCCCUUUGCAAGCCCGCCAAAGAAAACCAAAGGCCCUUUUCAGGGCCCCC